Molecule: messenger RNA, 513 nt
Organism: Rotaria sp. Silwood2
Lineage: Eukaryota; Metazoa; Rotifera; Eurotatoria; Philodinida; Philodinidae
Source: the annotation of a GenBank genome assembly
AUGUCUCGAACCGAAUCAUCGAAUAUUAAUCAUUGUGUGGCUCCAUCAAUAACUUCUCCUGUGAAUAGUUUAACUAAAGAUUCAAUUCAACGUAGUGAUGAAAUUAAAACAGAAUUUACUUCACGUGAAGGUACAUAUAAAAUAUCAUCAUUAAUUGAUAAUCUUGGUAAAAUUGGUACAAAUACAUGUCUUAAUGAACCAGUUAAAAUAACAUUAUUAUCUCGUAUACAAACUAUUUGUGAUACAAAUAGUCAAACAAGUUCAAGACGUUCAUCAUCAACAAAUCAUAAUGAUAAUUCAAAUGAACAAAAACGUUUAUCAUUAACCAAUGGAAAUGAAUUAAAUCAACCAAAUGGAAGUAUAUUUCUAACAGAUAUUUUAGUAUUUAAUGUUGGAAGAGAAUUGAUUAUUUAUGAAUUUGCUGAAGCUACGCAGAUAAUUUUAUUAAUUGUUUUUUUAAACUCUGUAUUAACAAAGUCAAUGAUGAAUAUAUAUCGUUUAUGGCAAGAAUAA